Molecule: messenger RNA, 2319 nt
Organism: Nerophis lumbriciformis (worm pipefish)
Lineage: Eukaryota; Metazoa; Chordata; Actinopteri; Syngnathiformes; Syngnathidae
Source: RefSeq, a predicted model, not a curated record
AUGCUGAGAUGCUCACAAAGUGACAAACAGCGCUCCUCGUGUCUUCUUCCUUCCCCAGCAACGCAUCAAAACGCAAUGAAAGACGACUUUGCAGACGAGGAGGAAGUACAGUCUUUUGGAUACAAGCGAUUUGCCAUCCAGGAAGGCACCCAGUGCACCAAGUGUAAGAAGGAAUGGGCGCUGAAGACCUCCAUAGCUUUGCUCUAUGUGCUGUGUACUCUACUCACCAUAGCUGUUGCUGUACUUGGAUAUAAAGUGGUGCAAAGAGUCGACAGAGUGUCUGCAGGCAUUGCCAACUAUGGGGGGAAGAUUAUCGCGGUGGAGUCUGACUUGAAAAAGUUAGAUGAUCAAAGUGGUGAAAAGUCUGAGAACACCACUACAGCAAUCCAUGCCUUCAAAACAAAGGUUUGGGCCCUGCAAAGGCAGCUGUCCACCAUGGAGGAGCAUCUCCACGCCGACCAGGUUCAGCUGAGCCACCUGCAAAACCUCGGCUCGGAAAUCCAGAGCAAUCAGGCCUCCAUCCGAAGUCUGUUGGACAUCAACACAGCCGCCUUGCGCUUCGUCAACGGCACUCUGCAUUCCUACAGCAGCAUCCUCGGGGGUCUGCAGGAUGACACGACCCGUUUGCAGAAGGAACUCCAGCAACAAGUGAAGCUCCAAAACCAGAUCUUGCUGAGCAUCGGCGGUCUGAACCUCACCCAGGCACAGCAGCGUGGCCUCAUCGAGGCUCUGCAUCGCUCCGUUGACGACACCGGUCAGAACAUCCAGAAAGUCCGCAAUGACUUUCAAAGCCUGGAGCAGAGCACCAGGCAGACGCUCUCUGAUACCGAGUGGCUUCGGACUAAAGUGGAUAACCUGCAGAUUCUUGCGACUAACGCCUCGGUUCUCUCCAAAGCCAACAACGAUAGCCUGGAGGAAGUCGGAUCCCAGCUGGCGUUUGUUUCCGGCCAGUUGCAGAACACCAGCAACUUGGCUGAUGCCCAUGACCAGUCCCUGAAGGAGAUCCUCGACCAGCAGAGGGAUUUCACCAACCUCACGUCAUCUAAAUUCGAACGUCUAGAGGUACGACUGGACGAUACGGAGCAGGGCUUGGACCGUGUGACGGGCAACGUCAGCUUUACCACGCAACUCUUGGGCGCCAUCAACCUCAACCUGAACUCCUUGCGGGGUUACUCUGAAACGGUUUCUCGCCACUCGGACAUUCUGGUGAGCCUCAACAGCAGUGUGGCUGGCGUGAAGGUGGAUGCGGCUGGUUUGCGAUCCCAGCAGGAGGACUUGGCGGCACGAUUGGAUAAGGAAGUGACCAGUCUCUCUAUCAUCAUGGAGGAGAUGAAGUUGGUGGACACCAAGCACUCCCAGUUGAUCACCAACUUCACCAUCUUACAGGGGCCUCCUGGUCCUAGAGGGCCACGAGGGGACAAAGGACCUCAAGGACCAAUUGGCCAGUCAGGUCAGAAGGGCGAAAAAGGGGACAAAGGUGCCUCAGGAAUACGUGGCCCAAGAGGGGAGCAAGGUAUUCCUGGCCCGCCAGGUCUACCAGGAUUAAGAGGCCUUCCAGGCAUCCCGGGGAAUCCAGGGUCCAAGGGCACCAGGGGAUCAGGGGGAAGGGCUGGACCUCCUGGCGGUAAAGGCGAGCCGGGUACCGCUGGCCUGCCUGGAAGGGACGGCCAGCCUGGUCCUCAGGGGGCACAGGGUCCACCUGGCAUCCGGGGUCCAAUAGGGCCGGCUGGAGAGCAGGGGCCAAGGGGACUGCAAGGACCGGUGGGUCCUCCAGGGCCUGGGGGACCACCAGGACCACCUGGGGCUCCCACUCAGGGAGCUGUUAGUGCCUUGAGUCCAGUGCCUCUCCAAGAUGAAGCAGUUGCUCCGACACUAGGGGACACAGCUUGCUCACCCGAGUGGCUUCACUACAGGGACAAGUGCUACUUGUUCGCCAAAGACUUGCACAGCUUUGAUGACGCAAAGGCAACUUGUGAACUCAAACUGGGUUCCUUGUUGACCAUCGAUGACACAGAGGAACAGACAUGGCUUCAGAAGCAGACGCACGGCAAGGGCUACUUCUGGAUGGGUCUUACUGACCGGGCGGAGGAGAGUGUUUGGCGCUGGCUGGAUGGCAGCCAACCGGCUUUCACGAGGUGGAAGCCCGGCCAGCCGGACAACUGGGGCCACGGUCACGAGAGCGGCGAGAACUGCGCGGGGCUGAUCCACGACGGCCUUUGGAACGAUUUCUUCUGUGAAGACCUCAUAAGUUACAUUUGCCAGAAGCCACAGAUAGAAUCUCGUAGCAGUGAAGGCGGGGAAUGGGAGGCGGGCAGCUAG